Messenger RNA from Salvia splendens (bonfire salvia), 3780 nucleotides. RefSeq names its product presequence protease 1, chloroplastic/mitochondrial. The transcript has 18 exons. The record is from RefSeq and is a predicted model, not a curated record. Gene Ontology annotation, biological process: protein processing. Gene Ontology annotation, molecular function: metal ion binding; metalloendopeptidase activity. Lineage: Eukaryota; Viridiplantae; Streptophyta; Magnoliopsida; Lamiales; Lamiaceae. Bases 103 to 3447 code for a protein of 1114 amino acids. Gene Ontology annotation, cellular component: mitochondrion; chloroplast.
AGGAGAUAGAGAGUACUCAUAUCAUUUCAUUUCUUCUCAUCUUCUAUUUGAGCUCUCAGCAUCUCAAUUCUCCGCCGUUUUCCCCCUUUUCUCAGACCUUCAAUGGAGCGAGCGGUGCUCCUCCGUUCAUUCUCCUCUUCAUCCCCCGCCUCCUCCGUGCUCGCCUCAACCAGAUUCUUCUCCCGCUCCGCUCACCGCCUUGCGCGCCUCCCUAGACGACACCGUCUGCUCCCCGCCGCCCACCGCGGCUCCCUCCUCGGGCGGCACAUCGGUCUCAUCUCACCGGCCUGCCGUCCUUCUAUUCACCUGAAAGGACAGUUCUGCCCCCUCUCUGUACGCGCCGUUGCUACCUCGUCCGCCCAGCCUUCGUCUGAUACUUUGGGAGCGGACGAUGAAGUGGCGGAGAAGCUCGGCUUUGAGAAAGUAACGGAGGAAUUUAUUGAUGAGUGUAAGUCUAGAGCUGUGCUGUAUAAGCACAAGAAGACUGGCGCUGAGAUCAUGUCUGUUUCCAACGACGACGAGAACAAAGUAUUCGGCAUUGUUUUCCGCACUCCUCCAAAGGAUUCGACGGGAAUUCCUCACAUUCUAGAGCACAGUGUGCUAUGUGGUUCGAGAAAGUAUCCUUUGAAAGAGCCUUUUGUUGAGUUGUUGAAAGGGAGCUUGCAUACAUUUCUGAAUGCUUUCACAUAUCCUGAUAGGACUUGCUACCCUGUUGCUUCCACAAAUACAAAGGAUUUUUAUAACUUAGUAGAUGUGUACCUAGAUGCAGUCUUUUUCCCCAAAUGUGUUGAAGAUGUUAAAACAUUUCAACAAGAAGGUUGGCAUUAUGAACUGAAUGACCCUUCAGAGGACAUCACUUAUAAAGGUGUUGUUUUCAAUGAGAUGAAAGGUGUCUAUUCUCAGCCAGAUAGCAUACUAGGCCGAGCUUCCCAACAGGCCCUUUUUCCUGAUAAUACAUAUGGUGUUGAUAGUGGCGGUGAUCCACAAGUUAUUCCUAAUUUAACUUUUGAGGAAUUCAAGGAGUUCCACCGUAAAUACUAUCAUCCUAGCAAUGCGAGGAUAUGGUUUUAUGGAGAUGAUGAUGCAAAUGAAAGGCUAUGCAUUUUAAGCGGUAUGCAUAUAUCCUUCUGUGUGAUUAUUGGUGUAUUUCUAUUUAAUCGUUUAUGGAAACCUUGCGUAAAACUUAUUGCGCCUCGUCUUUUUCCCCAUACUUUUGCAGAAUAUCUAGACAUGUUUGAAGCGAACUCAGCUCCUGAGGAAUCAAAAGUGAACUAUCAGAAACUGUUUGCGGAGCCGGUUAGAAUUGUUGAGAAAUAUCCUGCUACUGAUGGGGAUGACAUGAAAAAGAAGCACAUGGUGUGCCUUAAUUGGCUCCUCUCAGAAAAGCCUCUAGACUUAGAAACAGAGCUAGCCCUGGGAUUUUUGGACCAUUUAAUGACUGGAACUCCUGCUUCUCCUUUGAGAAAAAUCCUGCUAGAGAGUGGUCUAGGGGAUGCAAUUGUUGGUGGUGGUAUUGAAGAUGAGCUUCUUCAGCCUCAGUUUAGUCUUGGGCUGAAAGGUGUAUCAGAAGAUGACAUUCAUAAAGUAGAAGAAUUAAUCUUGAAUACACUAAGAAAGCUGGCAGAUGAAGGCUUCCCUUCUGAAGCUGUGGAAGCAUCAAUGAAUACAAUUGAGUUCUCUCUAAGAGAAAACAAUACUGGAUCAUUUCCUCGUGGCCUAGCGCUCAUGCUUCGCUCCAUGGGGAAGUGGAUUUAUGACAUGGAUCCGUUUGUGCCAUUAAAGUAUCAAGAACCUUUACAGGCAUUGAAAGUUAGAAUAGCCGAGGAAGGCUCAAAAGCAAUAUUUGCUCCCUUAAUAGAAAAAUUCAUUUUGAAUAACCCACAUCGUGUAACUAUUGAAAUGCAGCCUGAUCCAGAGAUGGCUUCGCGUGAUGAAGCAGCUGAAAAAGAAAAUCUGGAAAAGGUGAAAGCUAGAAUGACCGAAGAGGAUCUUGCUGAACUAGCUCGUGCGACUCACGAACUUAAGUUGAAACAGGAGACUCCAGAUCCACCAGAAGCUCUGAAAUGUGUACCGAGCCUCUCUUUAAAAGAUAUUCCUAAAAAGCCUAUACAAAUUCCUACCGAGGUGGGCGAUAUCAAUGGGGUAAAGGUGUUGCAGCAUGACCUUUUCACAAAUGAUGUUCUAUAUGCUGAAAUUGUAUUCAAUAUGAGUGCAUUGAAGCAAGAGCUUCUUCCAUUGGUACCAUUAUUCUGCCAAUCUUUGCUGGAAAUGGGUACCAAAGACUUGGACUUCGUACAGCUGAACCAGUUAAUUGGAAGAAAAACUGGUGGGAUAUCUGUAUAUCCUUUCACGUCAUCAGUCCGAGGGAAAGAGGACCCAUGCAGCCGUAUAAUUGUCCGAGGCAAAGCCAUGUCUGAUCGUGCUGAAGAUUUGUUUAAUUUGGUCAACUGUGUUAUGCAAGAUGUUGAAUUAACAGACCAAAAGCGUUUUAAGCAGUUUGUUUCCCAAAGCAAAGCAAGAAUGGAGAACCGAUUAAGAGGCAGUGGACAUGGCAUUGCAGCUGCAAGAAUGGAUGGAAAGCUCAAUGUUGCUGGUUGGAUCUCUGAGCAAAUGGGUGGUGUCAGUUACCUGGAAUUUUUACGAGCUCUUGAAAGUAAAGUUGAUGACGACUGGCCUGGAAUAGCUUCUUCUCUUGAGGAGAUACGAAGAACGCUGUUUACGAAAAAUGACUGCCUAGUAAAUCUUACAGCUGAUGGACAAAAUCUUAAGAACACAGAGAAGUAUGUUGGUAAAUUUCUUGAUAUGCUUCCUAGCAGCUCUCCAGUUGGGUCAAUGGCUUGGAAUGCUAGACUCCCUCCCACAAAUGAAGCUAUUGUGAUACCGACUCAGGUAAACUAUGUAGGAAAAGCAGCAAACCUUUUUGAGACUGGCUAUCAACUUAAAGGUAGUGCAUAUGUCAUCUCAAAAUACAUAAGCAAUACAUGGCUGUGGGACCGUGUGCGAGUCAGUGGUGGAGCUUAUGGAGGGUUUUGUGAUUUUGACACUCACUCAGGUGUCUUCUCAUUCUUAUCAUAUAGAGAUCCCAAUUUAUUGAAGACACUUGAUAUCUAUGAUGGAACAAGCAACUUUCUCAGAGGACUUGAAAUGGAUGAUGAUGCUCUCACUAAGGCAAUUAUUGGGACUAUUGGGGAUGUUGAUUCCUAUCAGCUACCUGAUGCCAAGGGAUAUAGUAGUUUGAUGAGGUACUUGUUAGGAGUCACCGAGGAAGAGAGGCAGAUUAGAAGAGAAGAAAUUUUGUCAAUGAGGUUGAAUGACUUCAAAGAGUUUGCUGAUGUUAUCGAGGCAGUUAAGGACAAAGGUGUCUCGGUUGCUGUUGCAUCCUCUGAUGAUGUUGAUGCUGCUCACAAGACAUGCCCCGACUUCUUCCAAGUGAAGAAAGCUCUCUAAGAUCUUAAAGUGAGUGUCGAGAAAUUCACGUAAGGCACCCUUUUCUUGCACUCGCUUCCCCCAUGAUAUUGGUCAGCCAUACAAAUGAAAAGGAGUUAUUCUACGUGGCUUUUUCGAAAAAAAAAAUCAGAUUACUAUCAUCCAGGCUUUGAGCGCUGUCAAAUGGAAGCUGGAGUUCGUUCCAUUACAAAUACAGAUAACAAAAGAUGUUGAAUCUGUUUGAACAGUAUUUCCCAGAGCCAUUUGUGCCCCACCUAGAUGAUGCCACUUUGAUAUAUAACAUUUACAUUACAUUCCCUCAAUUCAAAUUAAGGAAUGCAAUCUUAAGAAAAA